This is a messenger RNA of Epinephelus moara (kelp grouper), 7806 nucleotides long. RefSeq names its product sodium channel protein type 4 subunit alpha-like. The transcript has 33 exons. Gene Ontology annotation, biological process: membrane depolarization during action potential; neuronal action potential; sodium ion transmembrane transport. Gene Ontology annotation, molecular function: protein binding; voltage-gated sodium channel activity. Gene Ontology annotation, cellular component: plasma membrane; axon; voltage-gated sodium channel complex. The coding region runs from base 842 to 6937 and encodes 2031 amino acids. Lineage: Eukaryota; Metazoa; Chordata; Actinopteri; Perciformes; Serranidae. The record is from RefSeq and is a predicted model, not a curated record.
UCUCUCUCUCUCUCUCUCUCUCUCUCUCUCUCUCUCUCUCUCUGUCCGCGUCCAGGGGGCGAUCAAGCGGCGGGGAUGAUGGGAGUCUGGCCGGUCAGCCCUACCAGCCUACCGACCUACCGACGCGCCGAAACGCAUCCAAACACUCCGCUCUGACGGCAAAACUUGCCACUUUUUCACCUUCAGUGAAUUUCUCCAAAAGAAAAAUCAAAUUAAAGCAACAGCUGGAGGCGCGAGGAGGACUUUUAUUUUGGAGGUUCUUCUUGUUAAUGAUCACACCUGAAAAGGAUGGGAAGAAAUUAAAAAUCUGUUUUCCCGAGGUGGAGGAGUGUGUUUCUCGGGAUCAAGGGGGAAUAAAAGCAAACUGGAGCUUCUCCCGGAGGAUUAAAGCGGCUGAAGUUGAGAAGAUGCCGGAGGAAGCGGAGCAGACGGAGUGAAGCAGCCCGGUGCGCACUUUCCCCUCCCCGGCUGGACUGAAGCGCUACAGUCCGCUCCCCCCGUGCCGCUGCUGGAGGGACACUUCUGCGCUCCUGUCGCUCCUCAUUUAUCCUGUCAUCAUUAUUUCACUGCUUGGAUGUAAAAAAACAAACAUCUUCUUCUUUUUCCUCCAAGAGAUUUUUUUUAUUCCAAACACUUUUCCUCUGUGGCGCUGCGCGGAGUUUUUGUGCUCAUGGAUCGGCCACUUUGCGCCUCGGCUCCGGAUGGGAUUUGGCAGCUGUGAGCGGGGCGCGGCGGAGCGGUGAUGGUGUGAAAGCCACAUCCAAACAAACCCGCAGUUUUUAACGCAGGAGUUUCACAUCUGGUAUACUGGGCCAGUCAGCAGCAGGAUCAGGAUGAGAAGAUGGCUGGCUGUGUGUUUCCAAUGGGACCAGAGAGCUUUCAGCGCUUCACGCCGGACUCCCUGGCGGGCAUCGAGCAGCGCAUUGCCCAGGAGCGGGCCCGACGCAACAAACAAUACCAGGAGGACCUGGGCGACGUGGAGCUCCCCCGGCCCCGGCCCGACCUGGAGGCAGGAAAACAGCUGCCGCGCAUCUUCGCCGACAUCCCGUCUCAUCUGGUGGGCGUUCCCCUGGAGGACAUCGACCAGUACUACUUCAAAGACAAGAGGACCUUCAUAGUCCUGAACAAAGGGAAGGCCAUCUUCCGUUUCAGUGCCACAUCAGCUCUCUACAUCUUCAGCCCUUUCCACCCCAUCCGCAGAAUCGCCAUCAAGAUCCUGGUCCACUCAUUAUUCAGUUUGUUCAUCAUGUGCACCAUCCUGACCAACUGUUGCUUCAUGGCCAUGUCCGAGCCGGCAUACUGGGCCAAAUACCUGGAGUACACCUUCACAGGUAUCUACACGUUCGAGUCUCUCAUAAAGAUCUUGGCCAGGGGUUUCUGUGUGGGGCCCUUCACUUUCCUGAGGGACCCCUGGAACUGGCUCGACUUCAGUGUCAUCGUCAUGGCAUAUGUGACUGAGUUUGUGGACCUGGGUAAUGUGUCAGCCUUAAGGACGUUCAGGGUGCUGCGAGCGCUCAAAACCAUCUCUGUCAUCCCAGGCCUGAAGACCAUUGUUGGCGCUCUGAUCCAGUCAGUGAAGAAACUCGCUGACGUGAUGAUCCUCACCGUCUUCUGUUUGAGCGUCUUCGCCCUCAUCGGCCUGCAGCUCUUCAUGGGAAACCUGCGGCAGAAGUGCGUCCGCAGCACGGCACACUGUGUCAACAGCAGCCUGCCGGCCAACACCACCUUCUAUUGCAACAACAAGACCUGGGCCUCCAUGAAGGACUUCAUCAACGACGAGGAAAACUUCUACAAGGUGGAGGGAGCCAAGGAUGCCUUAAUCUGUGGGAACAGCAGCGACGCAGGAAAGUGCCCAGAUGGGUUUGAGUGUCUGAAGGCAGGGAGGAACCCCAACUACGGCUACACCAGCUUCGACACUUUUGGGUGGGCCUUCCUGUCUUUGUUUCGCCUGAUGACACAAGACUACUGGGAAAAUCUCUACCACCAGACGCUGCGGUCAGCUGGUAAGACCUACAUGGUGUUUUUUGUGGUGGUGAUCUUCCUGGGCUCCUUCUACCUGGUCAACCUUAUCCUGGCCGUGGUUGCAAUGGCAUACGAGGAGCAGAACCAGGCGACCAUCGCCGAGGCAUGCCAGAAAGAACGGGAGUUUCAGACGGCCAUGGAGAGGCUUAAGAAGGAGCAACAGGCUGCUGCCCAGAAAAUUCUCGACUCGGACUCAAUAAUGUCACCAGAACUGUCACCAUUUGGCCUGCCAUUGGACAGCAUGGAGGAACGGAGGCGGAGUCAAGCGCUGGUGGGAGUGGCUGAUGUGGAGGCGAACCUAUCAGAGGAAAAGCUGCUGCAGGUGGACAUGACGGAUGGGGGAAAGCCCCUCCACCCUCUUCUCGCUCGCUCCUUCUCCACAAGGACUCGGCGAAGCAGCCAGGUCUCCUCCAUCUUCAACUUCCGUCUGAGGAGCCGGGGGUCAGAGGGGGAGAUGGCCGAUGACGAGUACAGCGUCCCAGGUGACGUGGUGGAAGGCGUUGGGGGUCGAACCUACAGUGGUGGGACCUUCAGUGGCAUCCUGCCGCACCCGUGGCCCAAACGACGACCAAGCACCUACAGCAAUGCCAGCAGGAGCUCCCAGGUAUUUUAUCCAACUCUGAACGUCAACGGGAAGCUGUUUGUUGCCAUGGACCAGAAUGGGGUUUCCCCACCAUCUCUGCAGGGGCAGCUGCCUGCCUGCACCAUGGAGAAGGUCAAGGAGGAGAGCGUCCCCACAUCCACCACAGAGCUUAGCACAAUGCUGUUACCCCGUCCUUCGUCCACACAGGAAUCAGAGCGGAGGGGGAGGGCGCUCAGCGCUGCCAGCUACCUCACUGAUGCCAUGGAAGAACUGGAGGAAGCCCAUAAGAAGUGCCACCCGUGCUGGUACGUGUUCGCCCACCGGUACCUGGUGUGGGACUGCUCUCCCACCUGGCUAAAAGUAAAGCAGCUGGUGAAGAUCAUGGUGAUGGACCCCUUCCUGGACCUGGCCAUCACCGUCUGCAUUGUCCUCAACACGCUCUUCAUGGCCAUGGAACACUAUCCCAUGACCGACGAGUUCAAUGGCAUGCUGACCAUCGGAAACCUGGUGUUCUCAGGGAUCUUCACAGCAGAGAUGUUGUUGAAGAUCAUUGCUCUGGAUCCGUACUACUACUUUCAGACGGGCUGGAACAUCUUCGACAGCAUCAUCGUCUGCCUCAGCCUCAUGGAGCUCGGCCUGUCUGAUGUGGAGGGGCUCAGUGUGCUGCGCUCCUUCAGACUGCUUCGUGUGUUCAAGCUUGCUCGCUCGUGGCCAACCCUUAACACCCUGAUCAAGAUCAUUGGCAACUCCAUGGGCGCUCUGGGCAACCUGACGCUCGUCCUCGCCAUCAUUGUCUUCAUCUUCGCUGUGGUUGGGAUGCAGCUGUUUGGUAAAAACUACCAGGACUGUGUGUGUAAGAUCUCAAAGGACUGCGCUCUUCCUCGCUGGCACAUGAAGGACUUCUUCCACUCGUUCCUCAUUGUCUUCAGGGUGCUGUGCGGCGAGUGGAUAGAGACCAUGUGGGACUGCAUGGAGGUCGCGGGUCAGCCGCUGUGCAUCCUGGUCUUCAUGCUGGUCAUGGUUAUCGGAAACCUGGUGCUGUUGAACCUCUUCCUGGCUCUGCUCCUCAGCAGCUUCAGCUCCGACAACCUGUCAGCUCCCGAUGACGAUGGCGAGAUGAACAACCUACACAUCGCCAUCCACAGGAUCACUAGAGGCCUGGCCUGGUGCCGCAGACAGGUGGUGGAUUUCUUCAAUGGGAAUCUAAAGCGCCGCCGUCAGAAGAGAAAAGAGGCCAAAGCCAUGAUGAAGCUCAAACGCUUGAGCACCAUCCACACUGAGGCCAAUGGAGCUGUCAUAGGCCGUCAUGUGGAGAAGUAUGUGGUGCCAGAGGAUGACAGCUACAUGACAAACCCAAACCUGACCAUCAGCGUCCCUAUCGCCCCUGGAGAGUCGGACGUAGAGUUCCCAGAGGAGGAGGAGGAGGAAGAGGAAGGGGAGGGGGAGGAGGAGCAGAGCGAGGGCUCUGAGGAAGAGGAGGAAAGGGAGGAGCAGAAAGAUGACAUCAGUCUAUCAGAGGGCAGCACAGUGGACCUCAGGAAGCCUGGAGAUGAAGAGGAUGAGUACUCAGAGAUGGCUGAAGAGGCCAUGGACCCCGACAACUGCUUUCCAGACAUGUGCGUGACGAGGUUUCAGUGCUGUGACAUCGACACAACGGCAGGCCCUGGUCAGAUGUGGUGGAGACUGAGGAAGACUUGUUACCAGAUUGUAGAGCACAGCUGGUUUGAAACCUUCAUCAUCUUUAUGAUUCUGCUAAGCUCCGGAGCUCUGGCCUUUGAGGACAUCUACAUCGAGCAGAGGAAGGUGAUCAAGGUGGUGCUGGAGUUCGCAGACAAGAUCUUCACCUACAUCUUCAUCCUAGAGAUGUUGCUCAAGUGGCUCGCCUAUGGCUUCAAGAAGUACUUCACCAACUACUGGUGCUGGCUUGACUUCCUCAUUGUUGAUAUCUCAGUGUUGGGUCUGCUGGCUCAGUUCAUCUCUAUGGACAACAUCGCCACUAUGCGUGUGCUGAGGACGCUCAGGGCUCUCCGUCCUCUCCGGGCCGCGUCCCGCUUCGCUGGUAUCAGGGUCUCAUUGGUCAGUUUGGUGGCCAAUACAUUGGGUUAUUCAGACUUUGCAGCCAUCAAAUCCCUGCGGACGCUACGGGCCCUGCGGCCCCUCAGAGCCCUCUCCAGAUUUGAAGGCAUGAGGGUGGUGGUGAACGCUCUGAUUGGGGCGAUUCCCUCCAUCAUGAACGUGCUGCUGGUCUGUCUCAUCUUCUGGCUCAUCUUCAGCAUCAUGGGCGUCAACCUGUUUGCCGGCAAGUUUGGCCGCUGCGUCAACCGCACAGGCCACAUGUAUGAGUCCUCCGUUAUCAACAACAAGUCCGAGUGCGAGGCAGUCAACGACACCUCACUCUACUACUGGACCAAAGUGAAGGUCAACUUCGACAACGUCGGGGCAGGAUACCUGGCUCUGCUGCAAGUGGCAACCUUCAAAGGCUGGAUGGACAUUAUGUAUGCAGCGGUGGAUUCACGAGCUGUUGAGGAGCAGCCUAUCAAGGAGAUCAAUCUGUACAUGUACCUGUACUUCGUCAUCUUCAUCAUCUUUGGCUCCUUCUUCACCCUCAAUCUCUUCAUUGGUGUCAUCAUCGAUAACUUCAACCAGCAGAAACGGAAGAUAAGAGGACAGGACAUCUUCAUGACAGAGGAGCAGAAGAAAUACUACAAUGCCAUGAAGAAACUGGGCUCCAAGAAACCUCAGAAACCGAUCCCCAGACCUCUGAACUCUCUGCAGGGCUUCUUCUUCGACUUGGUGGGAAAGCAGGCAUUCGACAUCAUCAUUAUGGUGCUGAUCCUCUUUAACAUGAUCACCAUGAUGGUGGAGACGGACGAGCAGUCACCUCAAAUGGAGUACAUCCUGAACAACAUCAACCUGGCCUUCAUCAUCGUCUUCACCAUAGAGUGCCUCAUCAAGAUCAUGGCGCUGCGCUGCUACUUUUUCACCGUCGGCUGGAACAUCUUUGACUUUGUGGUGGUCAUUCUCUCCAUCGUCGGUAUUGUGCUUGCUGACAUCAUUGAGAAGUACUUUGUUUCGCCAACGCUGUUCCGAGUGAUUCGACUGGCUCGUAUCGGAAGGAUUCUGCGUCUCAUCAGAGGGGCUAAGGGCAUCCGGACGUUACUGUUUGCCCUCAUGAUGUCCCUUCCUGCUCUGUUCAACAUCGGGCUCCUCCUCUUCCUGGUCAUGUUCAUCUACGCAAUCUUUGGCAUGGCCAAUUUCGCUUACGUGAAACGGCAGGCAGGCAUUGACGACAUGUUCAACUUUGAGACAUUUGGGAACAGCAUGAUCUGCUUGUUCCAGAUCACCACAUCUGCCGGCUGGGACAGUCUGCUUAGCCCCAUCCUCAACAACUCCCCUGAGGAGUGCAACCCCAACAUCCCCCACACUGGCACCACCGUCAGAGGAAACUGUGGGAACCCGUCGGUGGGCAUCACCUUCUUUGUCACCUACAUCAUCAUCUCCUUCCUCAUCGUGGUGAACAUGUACAUCGCCAUCAUCCUGGAGAACUUCAGCGUGGCCACGGAGGAGAGCACCGAGCCGCUGAGUGAGGACGACUUUGAAAUGUUCUAUGAAGUUUGGGAGAAGUUCGACCCUGAGGCCACACAGUUCAUCGAGUAUGCCAAGCUGUCCGACUUUGCCGACUCGCUGUCAGAGCCGUUGCGCAUCAGCAAGCCUAAUAAGAUCAAGCUGAUCUCUAUGGACCUGCCCAUGGUCAGUGGGGACAAGAUCCACUGCCUGGACAUUCUCUUUGCCUUCACAAAGCGUGUCCUGGGCGAGUCAGGCGAGAUGGACGCCCUCAAGCAGCAGAUGGAAGAGAAGUUCAUGAUGGCCAACCCGUCCAAGAUCUCCUAUGAGCCGAUCACAACGACUCUGAGGCGUAAACAGGAAGAAGUCUCCGCCACAGUGAUCCAGAGAUGCUACCGCAGACACCUGGUGAGGCGGCAGAUGAAGGCCGCCUCCUACCUGUACCGCCAGAUCACCACACCUCGGCACGCAGGAGAUGAAGGUGAAGAGGGAAUUUUCGGGGAGGAUGCACCUGAGAAAGAAGGGCUUAUUGCCGCCAUGAUGAGGGAGAACUAUGGCUCGAGUUUGUUAGGGAUGGAGCGCUCUGAGACAAUUUCCUCCACCUCAUCCCCACCGUCGUACGACAGCGUGACGCGAGCCACAUCAGAGACCUUUCACCCGCUUGCCGUCAAGACAGAAACAAUAGCUGCUGACACCGCGGGCAGCGAACCCAGUGAACAAUCAUCGUCGUUGGUUGACACUGACAGACAGCAGGAAGCUGUACCAUAGCAGGAACCAAAAAGCAAAAAAUCUAACAAAUGAGGAUGUCCUCGAUUUGGGUUUGUUCUUUUGUUUACUGAAUGUACCAUAGCUGAGGAACGCUGAGGAGGCGGCGGAGAGAAGCUAUGAGCAAGGAACUGCAGGAGGGGUCAAGUGAAGGAGCAAACAAAGUGGAAUAUUUACUACCUUUAAUGUUAUUUCCUGUUCCCCGUGGAGAUUCCUGGACUCAACUUGUUUUCAGAGUUUCUUAAAGGGAAGCAGAAAAACUGCAAAGACAGAGAGGGAAACCCCGUCUGUCAAGUCAACUCUGCCUUUGCUGGAGUAAAAGACAGAAGAUCCCUGUGACCUCUUGGGUCUCUCAUGUCGACCGGAGCCGAGGGUUCGGAACACUGACUGACUUUUGACCUCGGCUACAGGGGGUCAGAGGGGUCAAAACAACUAUAUCAGAUGUAUCCAUCAUUUAUUGGCCUGGGGGGUUUGCGCCCUCCCACAGUUGAUCAAUAUUCUCAGAGUACGCCUGGCUGUAAGAGUGACGGUGUUCCUAGUGGUGUUUCUCGACAGUCGACGGCUUUCCGACUGACUGAGACUCGAGAGAGGAGGGAAAAUAAUGACAACGUGAUUUAAAACAUGUUUUCGUAGUAAAAGUAUAACUUUGUUGAUGUUACCAGUCUUUUAAUAGCGGUACGAUUAUUACUAUUUUUUAUAUUUUUUAGAGUAAGUUGAAGAAAAAAAAUAAGCAGUCUCUCUCUUUCGACUUUGGAGUGGCACUAGCUAUGAGAAAGUGGCUGAACUACCAUGUUGUAAUAGAUGAAAGAAGAGGGUGCGGUCAGGAAAAAAAAAAAAACCCUGAAAAGCAACUUCAUCUGUUUUUGUUGGCA